AUGAGUGAUCGAGACGCGGGGGUUCCAAUCACCGCUGCUCUAAUCUGUGGAAUUUCUCUUUGCAGGAUGUGGCGCUUGACGGCGACGCUGCUGCUGCUGGCUCUGGCCACGGCCGAACCCCAGGGAGGUUACUUGCCUCCGCCGCCAACGAACCCCACCUGUCCUGUAUUCACCUCAGUGGUCUACGACGCUCAGAUUCAGACCUCUGUCAACGUCCAGGUUGUCAACCAGGCCAAUACCCAGUAUAUUACCACUACAGUAGUUAGCCAACAGAUCAUACCGACUACCUUCAUCAGAACUCGAUACUUCACAAAUACUCAGUUCCAGACAAGUAUUAUCCAACAGACAACCACAGUUUUCGACAACAGGGUUGCGACACAAACCAUUCCGGGUCAGGCAGUCCAGCAGACACGCUACGUCACAUCCACUCGCGUCGUCCCCCAAGUCAGCUACGUCACGCAGACAGUGACGCAGACUCAGGUGGUGCCGGUAGAAGUCACACGCACGCAAGUACAGACCAUCAACAGACCCUUCACAGAGCUUCUGACGCAGACGACCCGCGAAACCCGUCUCGUCACGGUACCAGGACGCGACGUGAUCCGAACCCGCGUCCAAACCCGCCUGAUGACCUCCGUUAUCAGGCAGCAGCAGCAGGGCAAUACUCGCUACGUCACCUCGACCCGCAUCCAGCAGGAGGUGCAGACCCGCUUCGUCCCGGGCCAGAAUGUGGUGAGCACCACGGUGGUGCGCCGCGAGCAGGUCAUCCCGUACACAGACGUGACCACGCGCUUCUCCAACGCCGUCGUCACCCGAGAGCAGGUCAUCACGCGAACCAACUACGACACGCAGACCCGCGUCCAGACACAGGUGGUGCCUCAGGAGGUCGUUCGCACCCAGGUGGUCCCGACCACCAUCUUCACCACACGCUUCGAAACCCGAUUCCAGCCGUUCACGCAGGUGCAGACGGUGACGAGCACCGCCUUCAGAACAGGUCCCGCGGUGGUGCAGACCCGCGAGCAGACCCAGACGUCCGUGGUUCAGGCUCCGGGUCAGGACCGGGUCAUUACCAGCGAGGUCGUCCAGACUUCGGUGCGACAGCAGGUCAUAUUCCAGACGGUCGGUAACGCGCAGCAGGUGACUGUCACAAGAACGGUGACCGCUUCCUGUGGCCAGGCUGGAGGUGGGGUUGGUGGAUCAGGUGGAGGUGGAUUCGGUGGAGUAGGUGGAUCAAGCGGCAGUGGAUUCGGUGGAGCAGGUGGAAGUGGAUUCGGUGGAGCAGGUGGAAGCGGAUUUGGUGGAUCAAGCGGAAGUGGAUUCGGUGGAGCAGGUGGAAGUGGAUUUGGUGGUGUUGGUGGAUCAGGAGGAUUUGGUGGAGUUGGUGGGAGCGGUUUUGGUGGAUCAAGCGGAGGUGGAUUUGGUGGAUCAAGUGGAAGCGGAUUUGGUGGAUCAAGUGGAAGUGGAUUUGUUGGAGUAGGUGGAAGCGGUUUUGGUGGAUCAAGCGGAAGUGGAUUUGGUGGAUCAAGCGGAAGCGGAUUUGGUGGAGUAGGUGGAAGCGGUUUUGGUGGAUCCAGCGGAAGUGGAUUUGGUGGAAGCGGAGUUGGUGGAGUAGGUGGAAGUGGAUAUGGCGGGGUUGGCGGGUCAGGCGGAAGUGGAUUUAGUGGUGUAGGUGGAUCUGGUGGAAGCGGUUUUGGUGGAGUAGGUGGAAGUGGAUUUGGUGGUCUAGGAGGAGGAGGAGGAGGAGGUGGAUCUUUUGGCGGCCAAGGCGGAUACAGUUACAACUACCCGAGGAACCCCCUGCCCAUUGGAUAA
Messenger RNA from Penaeus indicus, 1809 nucleotides. RefSeq lists its product as uncharacterized. The record is from RefSeq and is a predicted model, not a curated record. The transcript has a single exon. The coding region runs from base 1 to 1809 and encodes 602 amino acids. Lineage: Eukaryota; Metazoa; Arthropoda; Malacostraca; Decapoda; Penaeidae.